CUACCCCUCCCUGAGCUUGGUCCUGCUGGAGGUCUCUUCCUGUUAAAAGGAAGUUCUUUUUCCCCACCUUCACUCAGAGCUUGCUCUAAGUGAGUUGUGUGUUGUCUGAUCGUGGGGUUAAGCUAAAUACCUGAAGACCCAUACUUUUGUGAACAGGAGCUAUAUAAUUCAAAUUUAAUGAAAAUGAACAAGCUGCAUUAUUUCAAUCAUGAAACAUAACUUUUUUAAUUUACUACAAUAUAAAUUAGAUGGACAAAAUAUUAAAUUAUUGUUGUUUGACUCCAUUAAUCCUGAACAUUUGGAUACUACAUCCAGCUUUGCAGUUUGGCUAAAGAGGACACCCAUCAUGAAUUUAAUUUCAUUCCCUAACUCAAGGGAAUAAGUUUACAGGUAGAGAUCAAAGAUUGUGCACAGGAAAGAGAAAUCUGGUUGCUUGUAAAAGAAUUUAAUCCCACAGUGUUUUCAGCAUACUAAAAGUGGCCAAAACCUGGACUUUGCUCUGAAACAUCAUAUAAAUGUAUGUUUCUGUGACUUUAAUUUCUAUGGCUAUUCAGCUAUUUUAACAUGAUCACAAAACUAACACCAGGAUUUACUAUGGUUCAUUUAACCCUCCCCAGCUGUGAUGUGAACACUUUACUAAAUUUACUUUUACAAGUAACUUUUUAAAGCACAUCCAAAUAUAUGGUAGAAGUCUGGAACAGUAGGACAGUAGUUUGUGAUAUUUGGUUGACAAAAAUCAAAGAAAAAUGAUAAGACUGGGUCCUCUAAACGGUUUUGUAGGAUUACAGUUCACUGUAGUCCUACAUUAACCUCUACUGGUCAAAUCUGGGAUUUCUCCACCUGUGAAACUUUUAUCAUUUCCUAAACUGACCUUGAGAGCCUCCACACUAUAAGUUGCUGUCCCAGCCUACCUGUCCUCAUUGCUGCUUCUUUCUAAAAGCAGACAGUUACACAUUUUGUUUACCCGCCAACCCCUUCAGGCUCACCCCAGUCCUCAAGCUGCUGCACCAAGCUAACUGGUAAGAUGAGUCUUUUGUUGACUUACCUAAAAUUUGACAAGAUGCAAACACCACACCCUUGCUGCCACUGUCAGCGAAAACUCUGCUUCAGCAGAAAAUUCUCAGUAUUCUGCUGGAAGUUCUCUACACAUCAGGACACAAACAACCAUAAAACACUCACACAGACUCUGUGUAUCUCAGCAGGACGAGGGAGAAGAAGAAAGGAAAUGUAGUGUAUUUGGAACUGUGGAAGCUCCCAGACCAGUCCUGUGUAUCAGGGAGACCAGCUUGUGAUCUGCUGCCCAUCAUCCGUCGACCAUGGGUGCAAAAUUCAGCAAACCUACAUCUAACCCACUGAGAAACGUGUUUUCCUGUUUCAAAUGUGGCCAAUCCAGGCAACCAUCCUUUUAUCAUAAUAUAUCCCCCCAACCGAGCAUCUUUGCUACACUAAAGAGGCGCAAUGUCCCCAGGCCCAACGAGUUCAUACAUCUUUUCAGCAACUGCAUCUCUGCUGCUACAGCCAGAACCCAAGAGUACCUCACCUUCAAGGAUCCAGAGGACAAGUUACGCCCGAGUCCUGAUGUGCUCACUCAGGUCUUCCUGAUGACCUACAUCACUCGGAGUGUUGAGGUCAACCUGCAGGAUACCCUUAACUGCACAGUCAUGACUCCUGAGCAGCGCGUCCUCCUGGGUGCUGACUGGGUUUGGGCAGUGCUGGAGAGGCCGACCAAGAACCCCAAGUUCCAGAUUGUCGUGCAGGUCCUGCACCUGUCUGAAAGGGAGGAGGCUGAGCAGAAGGUCUCUAUGGACACCUGCAGUGAAUCCAUCCAGAUGGCCCAGAUGGAGUCCAGCAACAAUAACAUGUACGAGAGAAUGGUGAACUUCUGCACCUCCAUCGGCAAGGACUGCUACGCUCUCUUCUUGUUUUUUGGGAAAAAAACCGACAAGGUGAAUAUCUAUGGCGUCCUCAGCAAUAAUUUUGAGGCGGCCAAAGGAAAAUGCAGGAUUGACAGACCUCUGAUCGAGAACUUCUUUAAAGGUUUGAGGUAUCUCCAUACGCCUUUAGGAAUGAUGCAGGCGAUUAUGACCAAAAAUAAAGGCGAACCCAUCACUGUCAUGAUUAAAUUCAGCUGAAUCACAGUAAGACGAGCAAGCUGAGCUACGUAGUUAUGUUGUAUCGAAGAGGUCAAAGGUCACACAAAAUCUGGUCCUCUCUGUCUGUCCUCUCCCCCUUCCUCUUCACCCUCUGCA
Molecule: messenger RNA, 2249 nt
Organism: Maylandia zebra (zebra mbuna)
Lineage: Eukaryota; Metazoa; Chordata; Actinopteri; Cichliformes; Cichlidae
Gene: rep15
Product: RAB15 effector protein
Biological process (GO): receptor recycling
Source: RefSeq, a predicted model, not a curated record